CUUCCCUUUUCGUUCUUUAAUUCUUUUCCUUCCUUUGCAUUCUCCUCCCCUUCGCCUCACCGCCAUUGCUUCCUCCUCCCCCGAUCGCCACCGCCGCGGCGUGGCCGAUCUCCUCCACCAAUGGACGAAUCUCCCGUCGAGAUUUGCUCCCCGGCCGAUCAGCCUCCGCCCGCCUCCGACGGCGACCACCAGGCCUACCUCGUCCCCUACAGAUGGUGGAGGGACGCGCAAGACCCGGAGACGGACAAUGGGCCGAGGGGAGUGCCCUAUUCCGCGUCCCAGACCUCGACUUCUUACGGCAUGAAGUUCAUCAACAACAUCUUUAGCUCGGAUCUUGUGUUUAAUCUCCGGCGAGAUGAUGAUUUGGGGGACGAUGACGAGGAGAGUUCUCGGAGCCGGUGCUACGCUUUGAUUGGUUCGGAUUUGUGGUCGCAGGCGCUCAAAAGGCAUUCUGACUCUGAUCUGACAACAAAGAAAAUCGAAAGCUCAUCAUUCACUGAUGAUGAAAUGAUUGAUGUUUAUCCUUUGAUGAUGAGGAUCUCUGUAAUGCGGGAAACAAACAUAUUCCUAAUAAAGAUUAGCAAAAGGGAUAAUGCUGUGGAGAAUUACAAAAAGGCGAGCAAGAUUUUUGGUGUCGACUCAGAACCAGUUCGCAUUUGGGACUUUUCUGGACAAACAAAUCUGAUAUUAAUGAAUGAGUGGAAUAGGUUUCCUCAAAAUUGUCAUCAAAGGGCAGAUCAAGAGGUUCUUCUAGAAGUUCAGGUCUAUGCAAUAUCAGAAAAUAUGACUUGCAAAAGUGAAGUUAAAAAAGAUGACUCAGCAUCUGAUCAAUCUAAAAUGAAUGGAUUCUCUCUUGGUGGCUCACCUGUAUGCAAUGGCAGCUUAGGAUAUGUGGACUCAACUCUUCAAAAUGGAAAUGUCAAGGGAGGUGGUCCGUUUGGUUUGAGAGGAUUAGAGAAUCUUGGAAAUACAUGCUUCAUGAACAGUGCAAUCCAGUGUUUGGCUCACACACCGAAGCUUGUAGACUAUUUCCAUGGAGAUUAUAGUAAAGAGAUUAAUCUUACCAAUCCGUUGGGACUGAAAGGGGAACUUGCUUUGGCAUUCGGAGAUUUAUUAAGGAGCUUAUGGGCACCUGAAAGAACGCCAGUUGUUCCACGGGUUUUCAAGGCAAAGCUUGCUCGUUUUGCUCCUCAAUUCAGUGGCUUUAACCAACAUGACUCACAGGAGCUUCUUGCCUUUCUGUUAGAUGGACUUCACGAGGACCUGAAUCGUGUCAAACACAAGCCAUAUGUAGAAGCUAAGGAUGCGUCUGGUCGUCCUGAUGAAGAAGUUGCUGAUGAAUAUUGGGGAAAUCAUUUAGCUCGAAAUGACUCUAUCAUAGUUGAUAUCUGCCAAGGUCAAUACAAGUCGACAUUAGUUUGUCCUGUUUGCAGCAAAGUGUCCAUUACAUUUGAUCCAUUCAUGUAUUUAUCUCUGCCAUUGCCAUCAACAACUAUGAGGACAAUGACUAUAACAAUUUUCAGUACUGAUGGUAGUAUCGAGCCUUCUGCCUACACUAUAAAUGUGCCAAAGUUUGGGAAACUGAGGGAUCUUAUUCGGGCUUUGAGCACUGCUUCUUCUUUGAGAAAUGAUGAAAGUCUUUUGAUUGCUGAGGUUUAUGCUAAUUGCAUUAUCCGAUUUUUGGAUGAACCAUCUGAUUCAAUAUCCUUGAUUAGAGAUGAAGAUCGCCUAGCUGCAUACCGGCUGCCAAAAGAUGCGGAAAGAGCUCCGCAGGUGGUGUUUGUGCACCAAAGAAUGGAAGAGUAUUACAUCCUUGGCAAAAGGACAAGUUGGAAAGGCUUUGGUGUUCCUCUUAUAGCAAUCCUGCCAGAUGUUGUUGAUGGGUCCACUAUUCAAAAACUGUUUUUGAAGCUUGUGAAUCCAUUUAAAAGAAGCAAGGAUACUGGACCAGUCGACGAUCAAGAUAGUUGCAAUAGCAAUCCUAAUGAUGCAGUACCCCAAACAGUGGCUGACAGUGAGUCUACAGAUGAUGCUGUCGAAGAGACCACUGAUAGUGAGGACGAGUUCCAAUUUUAUUUAACAGAUGAAAAGAGCAAAAUCAUGCAAUGCAAACUAGAAAUGGACGAACCUGUUUCAUUGCCUGAAUUGCAAAAGCAUUUGUAUGUUCUAGUAUGUUGGCAGAGUAAAGCAUUAGAACAAUACGAUUCUAACCUUCUGAACACCUUACCUGAGAUUUACAAGUUUCGGCUUUUUCCUAGAAGACCUCAAGAUUCCUGUACUUUAUAUGCAUGCCUUGAAGCCUUCCUUAAGGAGGAACCGCUGGGCCCAGAGGACAUGUGGUUUUGCCCUUCUUGUAAGAAGCCUCAGCAAGCUAGCAAGAAAUUAGAUCUCUGGAGGCUGCCAGAAGUCCUCGUCAUCCAUCUGAAAAGAUUUUCAUACAGUAGGUACAUGAAGAACAAGCUGGAGACACUCGUCGACUUUCCUAUUCAUGACCUGGAUCUGUCAACGUAUAUUGCUGGCAUGCCCGAGCAGGCAUCAAACAACUACCGAUUGUAUGCUGUUAGCAAUCACUAUGGCAAUAUGGGAGGUGGCCACUACACUGCUUAUGUCUAUGACGAGAGAGAGAACUGUUGGUAUGACUUUGAUGAUCGCAGUGUUUCUCCUAUUGCUGAGGAAAGCAUUAAAACUUCGGCAGCUUAUGUUCUGUUCUACAGGAGGACCUAAAGCAACUGCAUCGUUAUAACGUCACUGUAGCUUCAGCCAUUGAUGAUCACGAAACCAACUUGCUUAGGCUUUCGGAGCUGGAAACACUUAUGGUCGUCAGUGUGGGGGUUCUCGCAGAACAAAAUAAUUGGGCCAUUGGAAGAUAACAAACAUCAACGUCUGGAAUGCAAGUUGAGAUCCGAUGGCAUGAGACGGCCGAAGUAGUUAAUUCAGGAGAGAAUUUUCCCAUAUCAUUAACUUCUGAGUUCUGAUCAUCUCAGACUUCUCACAAGUGAAGGAUGUUUUUGGGUAUAGCUUUUGAUUCCUUUUUCUCACCCAUUAUAUAUUUUUUUCCAUUGAGGGGGAGAUGUUAGGCCACCAUACCAUGUAUCUUUUUUUGUGAUCAUAUCAAGUGUCAUUCGAUUUGAUUAUUUUGCAGUCAUCCUUUGCUUGUAUAGUCUCUUUGACUUAAGGAUCCUGGUUUCCAAUCUCUUCCCUUUU
Musa acuminata subsp. malaccensis (wild Malaysian banana) is the source of this 3204-nucleotide messenger RNA. Its product is annotated as ubiquitin carboxyl-terminal hydrolase 8. Gene Ontology annotation, molecular function: cysteine-type deubiquitinase activity. NCBI's taxonomy places the organism in Eukaryota, Viridiplantae, Streptophyta, Magnoliopsida, Zingiberales, Musaceae. The record is from RefSeq and is a predicted model, not a curated record. Gene Ontology annotation, biological process: protein deubiquitination.